This is a messenger RNA of Anolis carolinensis (green anole), 11110 nucleotides long. RefSeq lists its product as uncharacterized. The record is from RefSeq and is a predicted model, not a curated record. The transcript is spliced from 25 exons. NCBI's taxonomy places the organism in Eukaryota, Metazoa, Chordata, Lepidosauria, Squamata, Anolidae. Gene Ontology annotation, biological process: regulation of DNA-templated transcription. The coding region runs from base 1586 to 5638 and encodes 1350 amino acids.
UGACGCAAUUCUCUCUGAGCUCACUUCCGGAGGAGAAGGGAGAAAGACAGGCCUUCCGGAGAGAGAGGGAGGAGGAGGUAACCUCUGAACAAAUCUUGCAAAGAACACCUUGUGAGAGCUCUGCCCUAGGGAUGCUCUAAGUCUGAAAUGACUUGCAGCUACACAGCAAUGACAAGACCAAGAAAUAAAUAGAAGAAAAAUAUAUUUCAGGCUACAUACCUGUCUAAUCAAGGGGGAAAGGGAAGCCUGUGCUGUGAAAAAAAGGGCUUAGGAAAGAGACCAGAAGACAGCAGCAAUACAAAGACUGAGAAGAAGAAAUAUUAUUCCCUUCAAGAGUUCAUAUCUGUACCCUUCUGGCUAAUAUUUGAAUCAUAAAUUUAAAGGAAUGGAAAGCCUUCUGCAUCCCUAUUCCACAUUACGCUCAGGGGGAAAGUUUCAUCAGUGUAUGGAAUGUGGAAAAUGUUUCACUGGGAGAAGUUAUCUUACUGUACAUGAACGGACCCACACUAGGGAGAAGCCCUUUGAAUGCAUAGAAUGUGGAAGGAGAUUCAGUCGAAGUGACAAUCUCUUUACUCAUCAGAGGACCCACACUGGGGAGAAGCCAUAUAAAUGCACGGAAUGUGGAAAGAGCUUCAGUCGGAGUGACAAUCUAUAUUCCCAUCAAAGGCGCCACACAGGAGAGAAGCCAUAUAAAUGCAUGGAAUGUGGAAUGGGCUUCUGUCGCAGUGAAGAUCUGUGUUCACAUCAAAGGACCCACACAGAGGAGAAGCCAUAUGAAUGCACUGAAUGUUUAAAGAGGUUCAGUUCUAGUAGCAAUCUGUGUUCCCAUCAAAGGACCCACACAGGGGAGAAGCCCUAUAAAUGCAUGGAAUGUGGAAAGAGCUUUGCUUCUAGCACCAAUCUGUGUUCCCAUCAAAGGUUCCACACAGGGGAGAAGCCACAUAAAUGCAUGGAAUGUGGAAAGAGCUUCUGUCUCAGUGGAGAUCUGCGUUCGCAUCAAAGGAUCCACACAGGAGAGAAACCAUAUCAAUGUAUGGAAUGUAAAAAGACUUUCAGUUCCAGUAGCAAUCUGUGUUCCCAUCAAAGGUUCCACACAGAGAAGAGGCCACAUAAAUGCAUGGAAUGUGGAAAGAGCUUCUGUCUCAGUGGGGAUCUCCGUUCGCAUCAAAGGACCCACACUGGAGAGAGGCCAUAUCAAUGCAUGGAAUGUGGAAAGAAGUUCAGUAGGAGUAGCAAUCUGUGUUCCCAUCAACGGAUCCACACAGGGGAGAAGCCACAUAAAUGCUUGGAAUGUGAAAAGAGCUUCUAUCACAGUAGAGAUCUGCGUUCGCAUCAAAUGACCCACACUGGAGAGAAGCCAUAUCAAUGCAUGGAAUGUGGAAAGAGCUCAUUGGACAUCAAGCACAAUAGCCUAAUGAUGUAGCAAACCAAGGGGAAGAGAAGAGAAAGACUGGACCACUUGAGAAGAGUCCGUUGCUUGCAGACGCCAGCCAGAUUCCAAUAAAUUGUUCAAUCUGCAAAGAGGAGGACUGAGACUGUAUGGCACUUUUAGUUAUUAAACCUCAUAGAUGCUGCCAGCCAUCAAAUGUCCAGCGUCAUCAUCAAAGAAGGCCACCGGCUCAAGCAAUGGGGGAUUCUGGGAGAAGGUACCGGGGCCCACCUGGUGAACAAAGAGAAGACCAGGCUGCUCACCAAGGAGGAACUUGUGGGACCAGAUGGAGCCAUCAAGGCGCAUGAGGUUCUGCGUCAAGUUGCCACCACUGGAUUGAUGGUGCCCAGAGAUGACGCGGUCAUGCUGUUGGCCAACCACUCCACGAAGAGCGUGCCUGCAGACCAUUUCCUCCAUCCUGACACUGGGAAAGUGCUUCCCAUCGCUGGGAACAUUGGCUUCGAUCCCAUCAGCUUUAAGCUCAUACCUAUGGUGGACUUGGCAUCUGGUGAGCUCCGUAACUCCGCGAUGCCCAUCUUCCCCUACGUCCCGUACCCCAUCUGCCCCAGCACCGGCCUCCCGGUCAAAAGCAACAUGCCCGUCCUGCAGCCGGAGAAGGUGUUCCAGCUGGGGGGCUUCAUGCAGGACCCAGCGUCGGGGAUCGAGGUGCCGAUCCUCGCAGUGACCCUUCACCCCCAGACGGGCCAGCGGCUGACCUUGGGCGGGACCUACCUGAACCCUCUGACGGGAACGGUGUCCCCGCUUGAGAUCGGGGCGCCCAUGAGAGACCCGGAAGGAGGCAGGAUCGUUCCCAUCCUCGGAGUCGCUUUGGAUAGCCACACAGGGGAUGUCCUUCCAUUGGGGGGGCUGCAGGGCCCCUCGGAGACCCUCCUGCAGGUCGGGGAUUCCUUCGUGGAGCCUCUGAGCGGGAAGGCGGCCCGGGCGCAAGGCCUGUGCCUCCAGCGAGGAAAGGCGGUCCCCCACGGAGGGGGCUUUGGGGCCGUCUUGGAGGGCAACGUGCUCCUCUCCCAGAUCCGGGCAGCCAAAGCCCUCCAGGAUUAUAAAGAGUCCCUUUGGGGGGAUCGGUGCCCGGCCGGAGAUGGACAACGGGCCCUCAAGGCAGCGGAGGAAGAUGUGGUGAAGGCCCUCUCCUGCAAGAUGCAGCACGUGGUGCACUGGAUGCAGAGGAUGGAGAAGCAGCAAGAGUGGGCCUCCCACAUGAAGCGCACCGGGGGAAAGCUAGGGAUGGUGAGAUAUCCCAGCACAGACCUGUGGGUCCCGGCCAUUUUUGGGAUGGGGAUCCCGGAUCCGGGGGGUUCCGGCUUGACCGUUCCCAUCCUGGGAGUGGAGUGCGACUGGAGAACUGGGCAGCCGGUUCCUCUAGCCGGGACCAUGGAAGACGCCGACGGAAAAGGUCUCGUUCCUCUUGCCAUUGGCUUCCGAACCAUUGACCCCAUAACAGGGGAGACGGGUCCGGUCAUCGGGGCUCAAAUCAAUCCUUGGACCACGGCGGUCAUCCCCAUCGUCCAGUCCCUAGGAAGCUUGCCAAGGGGAAGCCCAGACCCAGAACUGACGGAUGCCUUGGAGACGGAGGUGGCAGCCAAGCAACGGUUCUGGCGUGGCCAAAGAGAAAAGGAAGAGGAGCUCCUCAAAGAGUUGGACUUCUUGCGCCUGGACAUCUUGGAGGCCGCCAAGGAAGGGAAGAUGAACAAGUUAAGAUACAAGGACAAAUUAAAACCCGCCGAAGAGAUCUAUCGCUCCCUGGAAGAGUCCUCAAACCAAGAAGCUCAACGGAGAGCCAACAGACAACUGAAGGCACCGCGGGACUCCAAACCAUCUCUGCAAAUGAGAGUCAAGAAGGACGAGAGAGACCAGGAGGCCAGAGUCCAGGUUUUGCUGAGGAAGACGCUGGAAAAGCUGGUGCAGUUUGUCCGAAAGGUCCAGCUGGACGAAGGACGGAUCCAGAUGCAGCUGAAGGAGGUGGAGCGGCAACGGAGCAGCAGCCUCCAGAUUUUGGAAACGCUUCAAGAGACAUCUAGGAAGACAACUUUGCAUCUCGUGGCUGCAUUUGAGGAGCACAUGGCAAAGCACCAAGCCAAUGUUGAGAGGGCCUGCUGCAGGCUGGAAUACCUCCGAUACUUGUUGGAGACGGUGGCUCUACAGACAAAGGAUCUCCAUUCUGGCUCGUCCCAGUGCUUUGUGAAUUAUCCCAGUUGGAGGUUUUACGGUGCGGCUGGUGCUCCGCAGGGGACCUGGGAGGUCAUCAAUCGGAAACUCAUCCCGUUGCUCAGAUCUGUACUCGAGACGUUGAAAGAGAGCAAAAGGAGCCCUUUGUCCCCCGAGGUGCUGGUGGGCCUGGGCUCUGAAAAAGGCUACUCCUCCAGAAGCACCUUGAAGGUCUCCGAAGUGACCGGCGAAGCAUUUCGGGUCCAAACAAGGCAGGAAGGGGUCCCUAUUGCUGCAGCACUCUCUCCUUCCGUGGCCUCGCCAAAAAGGUCCCAACUCCUGCAAGAAAUCCAGGCAAGGAUCGUCUUAGAGAAACACGGCAGUGAAAUGUUGCACCUUGAGCUGUCCUUAAUGGCCGAGGAGAUCCACAUGAUCACUUGCUUCUGGGAAUCAUCCAGACCGAAGAAGAACCUGGGCACGAACUUAGAAGGAUCCAAGGAGUGGGACAGGCUCUUGAAAGAGCUGGCCGAAUAUCAUCGCCACUCGGAAGAAGAGCUGUGCCGGCAACACUCGGAGGACGUCAAACAUGCCGGAUUCGGCCCGGAAGGGAUCGCCUUCCAAGAUGGAGCUUUGUUCUCUCAGGAGGAGAUCCUGCAAAACCUUGUGUCGCUCCAUUUGGAUCUACAAAAGGCCGACUCCUCCCUGACGAUGGAAGCUUCAAAAGAAAAUAAUAAUGAAACCCAGAUUGCAGAAGCCAAGCUCAGUCCAGCGGGAUCAACUUCCCAGAAGGAUCAAGCCAUGGCAAGGAAGGUGGUGAAACAAGAAGCCCUGAAGCAAAUAUACAUACACAGGGUUUUGGACCAUUACAGCAACCUCCAGAGAAAGGCUUGUCCAGAAGAGGUUUUGCAAGCCCUGGAACCCUUCUGUACAGGGGAAAUGGUGGCCCGGGAUGUGGUUCAGUCUGUUGAAAAGCAGCAAGUGGAGAGAGCUGUGGCUUUCCUCCAGAAGCAGAGCCAAGAGGAGGAAGACUUGUCCGCUUCUUGCAGCGAAAAGGAUGAAGCAAAGCUCAGAAAGCUUCAGGCGCUGAUCCGGAUGGAGUUGCAAACCCAGAUAGAGGAGAAGGUUGUGGGUCAACUACAACUCCCAGAAAUGAAGUUGGAAGCCAAAGAAACAGAAAUCGUCUUGGAAGCCAUGAAACCCAACACAAGCCUCUCUGCCCAUUUCAUUGUGUGUUUCCUUCUGAGUCGCCGGCACUUGAGGCAAGCCGUUCUGGUGUUGGAAGCCAACCUUGAGCUCCAGGAAACCGGACUAAAGACUCAAGGCGAUGGGAGCUCCGUGGAAGACUUGGCCCUGGAUGACCCAUUGGUGGAUCAAAAUACAAAAGCAGUUGUCCACCUGUUGAAGGAGAAGAAGGACUAUGUCUACUCUGUGCUUCAGUUGCUGCAAGCGUCCCAGAUGCUCCAGUUGAGAGAGAGGCAGUUUCAGGAGAUGGUCCAGAAACUGAAAGCUCAUUCUUCAGACCAGCAUCUGGAAGAGGCAGACCAAAUGGUCAGAGAACUUCAAGAGUUCAGGCAACGCAAAACGAAGGAGCUGGAGGAGAAUCUGAGAACUUCCCUAAAGAGCCCCAGAACACAAGAAGGUCGUUCAAAGAAUCCCAAUGAUCUCCAGAGUGAAAGGCCCCUGUUAGAAAAAGAUCAUAAGCGAGAAGGAAAGGAGAGAUGGCAGAGUUUCCAACAAACCUGGUUGGUCGAGCUGGAGGAAACGUACAGGGGCCAGAUAUCAGAGGAGAAAGCAAGACUCCAAGAUCAGUUGGAAAAAGGAGAACUCAAGAAAUGGUCAAAACAGGGCCCAAUAGCCUUUGAGGACGUGGCUGUCCAUUUCUCCCUGGAGGAGUGGGUUCUUCUGAACCCUGAUCAGAAAGCCCUGCAUGUGCAGAUCAUGGAGGAGAUUCAUGGGAUUGUAGACUCUCUUGGUAAGGUUGCCACAAUGAUAGGGAUUUCUGUUUCAAAAUGCAGUAUUAUCCUAAAUCAUCACAGUCACUGAGGGUCCUUAAGGCAGGGCUAAUGUUAGAAAUAUAUGACAUAAGAGUAGUAGUAGUAGUAGUAAUAGUAAUAAUAAUAAUCCAGACUGACAAAGUUCUGGAACACAACACACCAGACAUCACAGUUGUGGAAAAGGAAAAGGUUUGGAUCAUUGAUGUUGCCAUCCCAGGUGACUGUCUCAUUGACGAAAAACAACAGGAAAAACUCUGCCGCUAUUAGGACGUCAAGAUUGAACUUCAAGGACUCUGGCAGAAACCAGUGCAGGUGGUCCCGGUGGUGAUGGGCACACUGGGUGCUGUGCCAAAAGAUCUCAGCCGGCAUUUGGAAACAAUAGACAUUGACAAAAUUACGAUCUGCCAACUGCAAAAGGCCACCCUACUGGGAUCUGCAUGCAUCAUCCGAAAAUACAUCACACAGUCCUAGACACUUGGGAAGCGUUCAACUUGUGAUUUUGUGAAAUGAAAUCCAGCAUAUCUAUCUUGUGUCAUACAAUAAUAAUAAUAAUAAUAAUAUAUAAAUAUAUAAAAAUAUUAUUAUUAUUAUUAUUAUUAUUAUAUCCCACUUUUCUCCCUCAAGGGACCCAAAGUGGCUUACAGCAUAUUAAUAGCAUACAUAUGUCAGUACAAAUGCAUAUAUAAAACAAAUCAAUCAAUCAAUAAACAUAAAACAUCUUAAAAUACAAAAUUUAAAAGCCAGAUAUAUUCAUGUGUCAUUUUACCGAGUUAUACUGCACUUUGUUCUAGUUGAUAUACUUAUGGCAUUUUCUUGCAGUUGAGCCUAUAUUUCUUCUAAAUUUCUUCACUAAACAAAAAGGUUUUUAGCUGAUUCUUGAACGAAUCAGCUAAACAUGGACGUUGAAGUCCCCGACCACUAUUAGCCGCUGGGACUGAAAUGCCAGGCCCGAAACCAGGGAGACUGUUGUGCAGCAGGGUGGUCGGGACACAAGCAGAAUCCCCAAUCUGUCCCGGUUACCCACUUUCAGAUGGACACAUUCGAAACCAGUAGAUAGCGGGAUGGGGCAUCUGACCAGAGAGAUGGAAUGACGAUAGACCACUGCAAACCCUGUGGACAAAGAGAUAGAUGAAUCACUGAGCCUUUAAUUAAGUAUAUCUUAAGUACAAGAUAAACACAACACUUCUUACCUCGCUGCGAGUGACUACAAUUCUGACCAGUGUUGAAUCAUCCGUUCCCGCUCCUUUCAUGGCAUGAUAAAGUCUCUCUGCAAAAUAGGCUGGGCGAUUCAAGGCACACUGCACUGCAAGGAAACAGAUCUGCAUUAAUGUCCAUGUUAAGAUCCAUAGCUCACACCAGCUCUGAUUCUAGCAGCAACUUUCAACCUUAUGGUGAUCCCAAAGCAAACCUAUCACAGGUUUGUUUCUUGGCGAGAUUUGUUCAGAGGGAGGUUGCCUUUGCUUUCCUCUGAGACUCAGAGUGACUUCACCCACUGGGUUCCUGUGGUUAAGUAGAGAUUUGUACUCUCCCAGAGUCUUAGUACAACAUUCAACCCACUACAUCACACUGAUUUAAUUCAAACUGCAAUUUUUUCUCAACUUAUACACGUUCGCAUUUGUCAUCCAGAAUGAUGUUCACAUCAUUCAUCCAGAAGGAAUGAUUGUGUCUUAAUGUUAAGCAAAACGCAUAGUUAAGCGAAUUCUGUUUUGAAAAAAAAAGUCUUAAAUAUGCAAAGUAAUGAUAUUUGCAGUUGCCCUCUUAUUCUGUAGACUUGGUUCCACUUGUCUGGUAUGGGGAAGAACUUCGGCUUAGAAAUGGAGAUGAGCACCAACCCCCAGAGUGUGAGUAGAUCAAUAGGUAGGUGGGAAGGUAAUGGCGCUCCAUGCAGUCAUGCCUAUGGCUACAUGACUUUGGAGGUGUCUAUUAGAGAGAACAAGAUCCUGCAGAUAGUACCUAGGAGAGCUUUUCCCCAGAACCCAUAAACCCAACAGAACUGUUUAACACAAGAUAAUUCUCAAAAGAAAAAAAGACAGGUGCUACAACAUUAUCAUCAUCAUCAUAUUUAUUUAUACCCUGCUUUAUCUCCCCCAAAGGGACUCAAAGCGGCUUAGCAUAAAAGGAUCACCAUAACCAUUUAAAAUAUACAAAUAUACAAACAUUAAAACAGGAUUAAAUACAAGCAGUAUUAAAAAUAUUUUCAGAUAUUAAUUGUUUUAUGAAUGAAUGAAUGACGGGCUUAUAGAGAUAACAAUACUGUGUAAUAUAAGAAACCUUUCCCCAGAAGAUUCCACUAUCUCUCUUCUGGUCAGCUUGCUCCAAAGAUCCAUGGUGUGCAGGACCCAUAAGCUGCUUCAUGGUAUAGGGUAAGAAAUAUCCCAACUAUGCUUCUGCUUUAGUCUGAGUUCCGACCCAAUCCUGUUAUGGUAGAGCACUACAAUGUGAAUAUUUAACUCAAAAUAUUAAAUUACUCAAUUUCCCACCCAAAAAAUAGCCUUUUACAGUCUGCUGGCAAAAGUGUGAUUAACUUCAAGAAAUCAUUUGCUGUGUCUAUUUCCAGAAAAUAAGAGUGGGAAAGAAGGAGGGAUGAGAAGGAGGAAGGGAAGAUUGGGGUUGUUGUAUGUCUUUCGGGCUGUGUGGCCAUGUUCCAGAAGCAUUCUCUCCUGACGUUUCGCCCACAUCUAUGGCAGGCAUCCAUAGAUGGCAUCUAUGCCUGCCAUAGAUGUGGGCGAAACGUCAGGAGAGAAUGCUUCUGGAACAUGGCCACACAGCCCGAAAGACAUACAACAACCCUGUGAUCCCGGCCAUGAAAGCCUUCGACAACACAUUGAAGGGAAGAUUGAUGGACUUGUCCUCAAUUUCUCAAUGGACAUUCAGUUUAUAGUAGGCCAUUGUAUUUUCUUUGUAGAGUUACUGAUAGCAAAGAAGUGGUAUAUUUGUAAAAGGUUUUGAUAUCAAGCUAUAUCUGUCAGUUGGUUAAGACUUGAGUGUAUUGAUUCAUCUGGAAGAGUGUGUACAUUUCUUUGAUGGAGAAUUAAGUUAUCACAACACUGUUUCUCUACAGAGGGACAUGAAAGGGACAGAAAGAAUCAGCUGAUAUGAUUUUUGUAAUCUGGAAGUUUUAUAAAGCAAGAAGGAAAGAAAAAAGGGGUUAAAGUGCAUCAACUAAAAGUGUGCAGCAAAGUGAUACUUAGUGUUCUGCUUCAGUGAGCAGACUGUUUAUUUCAGUUAGGAAAUAUGUCUAGAUAAAAACAAUUUUAUAAACAUUGCUUUUCUUCCUAUUCUCCCUGUAAGUUUCACACAACAUAUAACACUGGUCUUUGAAAAGCCAAUUGUAUUGAAUAACAAUUUGGGUGUCUGAAACUUUCAUGUUUAUGCUAGCAGCCAGAGGAUAUCUCAAUUUUGGUCUAAAAAAUUCAAAUGAAAAGUGAGGCAUUGAUGUGUAUGCCAUUAAUUUGUUUCAUCAGUAGAGGUAACUUUAUUAUUCCAGUCAAGCUAGUGCAGGUUGGACAUGAAACUCCUGACAUGCAGACACCGUAAAGUCUCCAAACUCAUCAAAUUUACUUUGAGUAAUUUAUACCAUCCAAAGUGUAUCUAAACUGACCAGAAAUGUGAAAAUGUGCAUCUUGUCUGUGCAACCUCUCAGUUCUCCUCCCCCAAAAUUAAAAUAUUGGUAGGAUCCAAAAUAGACUAACAAUAAGUGGGAAGUGAUGAUUCCCAGGCAAUUAUUUGCCUCCAAACCACCACAAGUCCUUCCAAGCUACCUGAAAAUACAUUUUGCAUUUUCCCCUUUCAAUUUAUUUUUGUUCGUUUCAGGAGCAACCGGAAUUGCUUCUGGAGUGAGAGAAUUGGCCGUCUGCAAGGACGUUGCCCAGGGGACGCCCGGAUGUUUUUGAUGUUUUUUUACCAUCCUUGUGGGAGGCUUCUCUCAUGUCCCCGCAUGGAGCUGGAGCUGAUAGAGGGAGCGCAUCCGCGCUCUCCCCGGGUGGGAUUCAAACCUGGCAGCUUUCAGGUCAGCAACCCAACCUUCAAGUCAAGAGGCUUUUAUCCCCUAGGCCACGGGGGCUCCUUCCCCUUUCAAUAAUAAUAAUAAUAAUAAUAAUAAUAAUAAUAAUAAUAAUAAUGCGGUUUUCUGGCAUUGUAUAUUUCUGCCGCUUCUGUGACUGUUCAUUUGGGUUUUGAUGAUUCCGUAGCCCACUUGUCGAUGGAUGUCCAGAAUCAGCAGCAUCCACCGCAGUCCUUUUUAUCCUGGGCGACGACCGAGCCAGUAUAGACUUCGUUUGGGUUUGAUUCUCCAUAAUGCUAAUGGGUUAGGUGCUCUUAAUUCUGCUCCUCAGCUGAGACCUCUCUGGCUUGGUUGGACCUGCCGGUAGUUACACUACCGCCAGCACAGCCCUCAGUCAUCAUUGGAGCAGUUAAGCCCCCCCCACCUUGUUUGCUUGUUUCUUGUAUCUUGUUUGCUGUGUCAUACAACGUCGUUGUGUCAAUAAUAAUAAUAAUAAUAAUAAUAAUAAUAAUAAUAAUAAUAAUAAUACUUUAUUUAUAUACCUCCCUAUCUCCUGGAUGGGACUCAGGGCGGUUUCCAAUCAUAAAAACGACACAAACAUUACAUAACAAUAUAAUAAUACAUUAUUAAGCAAAGUAAAAAUACAGUUAUAGAAAUAAAUAACACUUACAUGACCUGAUCAAGGGGACGGGAACCAUAAACCCAAUAUAUUAAAAUGUAUCAUUUUAAGUUAGAGAAAUCUUGUGCAACCACCCUAAGUUCCCAAAACUGCUUGGAAUGUCACAGAUUGCUUCAAGCAAUGUGAUAUCACUGUUGGUGUGCUAUGAGUGCACCAGUGAAGCCCAUGAUAAUGUGUGCGUGUGUGUGCAGGGGGGGGGGGGGGAUUGAUCCAUCUCCUGUGAAAUUCAUGUAAAGUUUUUCUGCACAGAUAUCUCACACAACUUGAAAACUCAAUAAUAUCUUUUUUCUAUUUCUCCACAAAAAAGAAGUGCUGUGUAGAUAUUAUGCUUCUGACUAUGAGUCUCAGAAAUGUCCCAUCCAGAAAUAUGGGUGUAACGGAAAGCCUUAUUUUAUUGGUGAUUUUUGUUUAUGUUAUUUAAUGUUGAUUCAGUGAUAAAGGUGGGCAGGAGUUAGCUACUGAUGAUUGCCUAUGUGUCACCAUGGUAACGUAGCUGCUUCUGUAGAAAUGUAACCAUUUUGAAGCUAGCACGAAAGGGGCGGAGCUAACUGGAUGAGAAAAGGAGGGAAUGUUUUAAAAAGAGGAGUUAGUUAUUGGAGUUCUCUAGACGGUGAGCUAGAAAGAAGAUGUCUGAAGUCAGUUAGGUUUAGGUUUCCAGUGAGACAGAGCUGAGGAAAAGGAAUACUGUUGAGACAAAGUUUCAGUCAAGUUGUUAAUGUUAAAGAAUGAAAGAUAUUGUCUAUAUUAUGUACAAAUGAAACUGAAGAGGUAAACCUAUCCAACAAGUUACGUUUUUGGACUAGAGAAACCAUAAAUAAAUAAUUCUUUGUUUUUAAUAA